AUGUCUGUGAAGGCUAUCCUCGUCCUCUGCGCCCAGGCGCUUCUUCUCAAGUCUGCCCUCAGUCAGUGCACCAGCCGCGCUGCGGUCGCUGAAAUCUCUCCACUAGCCGCUCCUUACGGCCUGGCUGCUCCCGUCCUAGGCACUCCUUGUGGACUGGCCGCUUCUGAGCUUGUCGCUCCUUGGGCUGGCUUUGGAGCUGCUGGUUUAGCUGCUCCCUACGGUUUGGCUGGUAGAGGCCUGGGUUACGAUGCCAUCAUCGGUGGCCCUGCUAUGGAGUUCAGCCCCACCAGUGGUGGUGGUAUGCCUGUGACCAGUGGCUCAGCCAUCGCUCCCGUCGGUAUCUCCGUAGCGUCUGACAAUGUUUAUGAGGGUGCUCUAGAAGUGAUUGGAGAGCUGCCUUUUGUCGGAACUGUCGCUAUGGAAGGAGUAGUGCCCUCUGCCGGUGCUGGUGCCGUCAACCAUGCCUGUGGUAAUGGCAGGACCGCCAUGGCCAGUGGCUCUGCUGCCUAUGCCCCGGCUGCUGCACUGGCUUCUCUUGGUGCUUACGGUCCUGCUGGUGCUUUCGCUCCCGCUGCUCUUGCUGCUCCUGGCCUCGGUCUCCGAGGUGAUCUGAUAGGCAGAGGCUGCGGUUGCGGAUGGGCCAUCUAA
Spodoptera littoralis (African cotton leafworm) is the source of this 648-nucleotide messenger RNA. The record is from the annotation of a GenBank genome assembly. NCBI's taxonomy places the organism in Eukaryota, Metazoa, Arthropoda, Insecta, Lepidoptera, Noctuidae.